GGAGGGUCUAGGCCAAGGCGCCACGGCAGCUGCAGCGGUGGAGGCGGGGUCGCACGCCCCACCCGCCCCUCCGAGGGCAAGGCUGAAGGAGAGGGCUCGUGCCUUGCAGUCUCUCUUCCAUCUCUCCUCCCCUGACUGGCUUUUGUGUUGGUGCCUCCGAGCUGCGAGGAGGGUGCACUGGAGGAGGAGGAGGAGGAGGAAGAGGAGGAGGGGGACCUGGGGUGAAAGGCACCCCACGCGCGCGCGCGCGCACGGGGACGGCGCACGCACACACGCGCGGACACACUCACGGACACGCACACACACGCACAAAGCUCGCUCGCCUGGAGCGCACUAACGUGGCCGUUUUCUUUGUGUGGAGCCCACCAGGAGGGUUGGGGCCCCGGUCCGGUCCCUGGGAGAUGGCGCAGCCCAUCCUGGGCCAUGGGAGCCUGCAGCCCACCUCGGCAGCUAGCCUGGCAUCCCUGGAGCUUGACUCGUCGCUGGACCAGUACGUGCAGAUUCGCAUCUUCAAAAUCAUCGUUAUUGGUGACUCCAACGUGGGCAAGACCUGCCUGACCUUCCGCUUCUGUGGGGGGACCUUCCCGGACAAGACUGAGGCCACCAUCGGUGUGGACUUCAGGGAGAAGACCGUAGAAAUCGAGGGCGAGAAGAUCAAGGUUCAGGUGUGGGACACAGCAGGUCAGGAACGCUUCCGCAAAAGCAUGGUUGAGCAUUACUACCGCAAUGUGCAUGCAGUGGUCUUUGUCUAUGAUGUCACCAAGAUGACAUCCUUCACCAACCUCAAAAUGUGGAUCCAAGAAUGCAAUGGGCAUGCUGUGCCUCCGCUAGUCCCGAAAGUGCUUGUGGGCAACAAGUGUGACUUGAGGGAACAGAUCCAGGUACCCUCCAACUUAGCUCUGAAAUUUGCCGAUGCCCACAACAUGCUCUUGUUUGAAACAUCGGCCAAGGACCCCAAAGAGAGCCAGAAUGUGGAGUCAAUUUUCAUGUGCCUGGCUUGCCGAUUGAAGGCACAGAAAUCCCUGCUCUAUCGUGAUGCUGAGAAGCAGCAAGGGAAGGUGCAGAAACUGGAUUUCCCACAGGAAGCUAACAGUAAAACUUCCUGUCCUUGUUGAAACCAAAUGGUGUAAAUACAAGAUCAAUUAUCAUUGGAGUUUUUUCUUUCCCUUUUUCCAUGCCUGCAUAAAUGCUGACACCUGCUUGUUUCCAUACAAAUAGAUAUUAAAAUAAAAUUUGUAUACAUUA
Rhinolophus ferrumequinum (greater horseshoe bat) is the source of this 1245-nucleotide messenger RNA. RefSeq names its product RAB33A, member RAS oncogene family (gene RAB33A). Gene Ontology annotation, cellular component: Golgi apparatus; endosome. The record is from RefSeq and is a predicted model, not a curated record. The transcript has 2 exons. Gene Ontology annotation, biological process: Rab protein signal transduction. Gene Ontology annotation, molecular function: GTP binding; GTPase activity. Bases 402 to 1115 code for a protein of 237 amino acids. Lineage: Eukaryota; Metazoa; Chordata; Mammalia; Chiroptera; Rhinolophidae.